This is a messenger RNA of Olea europaea var. sylvestris, 351 nucleotides long. RefSeq lists its product as uncharacterized. The record is from RefSeq and is a predicted model, not a curated record. NCBI's taxonomy places the organism in Eukaryota, Viridiplantae, Streptophyta, Magnoliopsida, Lamiales, Oleaceae. The transcript has a single exon. Bases 1 to 351 code for a protein of 116 amino acids.
AUGCAGAAGGCAUUGCCAUACAGAUAUUGGCUUUCAACAACCACCAUAGAAGGAGAUUCCACCAAUUGUCCGUCGGGGAAUAGAAAAACAACUGAUGAUGACAAGGCGAUUCUGAAAAAAUUGAUGACAAAAUAUGGUGGUGGGUUUUGCCCGAAGAGGUUGCCGCAUGUGCCAUGUGGUCUUUUGCUUCACGGCCAUGGCGUCAACCCCAUCAUAUUUGAUGUGGAUGAGCAUCACGAAGCUGCAGUUAUGAAUGAAUUGUCAAAAAUCGUCACGGCGGAAGAAAGAUGCUCUACUACUGGAGCCAAUUUUCUGGCGGUGUUUUCAGCGAAAAUUGCUUGGCGGGCUUGA